Messenger RNA from Hypoxylon trugodes, 651 nucleotides. RefSeq lists its product as uncharacterized. The record is from RefSeq and is a predicted model, not a curated record. The transcript is spliced from 2 exons. NCBI's taxonomy places the organism in Eukaryota, Fungi, Ascomycota, Sordariomycetes, Xylariales, Hypoxylaceae. The coding region runs from base 1 to 651 and encodes 216 amino acids.
AUGGAUUCGAGGCAUAAAUUUUAUCGGUUUAAUACUCAUUAUCCCUUGGAACAGGUCCUACGAUUAGACGCAGACAAUGGCGAAAUGAGAAUGCUGAAAGGAACGGGAUAUCGUUACGAAUUUUUAGAAGAGAUUCCCUCCUACGAUGAUAUCGAGGGACUAGACCCGAACGACGAAAGGGCAAAGUAUGCUCGUGAACAUGCCUCGCACUUGAAGCGUUUACGCGAAGCCCCGCAGUGGAUAUGGGAUAUCCUGGAUAAGCCGUCUUACAUGAUGGUGGAACAUGACAAGCCAGUAUACUACGGGUCAUUCGGCACCAACGUAACCAAAGAAUGGCAUUGCGUCCAUCCUAUUGGAUCAACCGAAGCGGGAGACACCGCGGAACCCACGCCGUUCGGGUGGAGAGAACCAUUCCUGAAUGAACUCAUGGAGCACGUUACUACUCUUGGUCAAUUCAAUGUGGAAAACAAUGGCGAUGUAAAGUGGACAAAACCUGCCCAUGGCGCGAUUAUCAAGUACGACCCGUCCAACGAUCCCAUGACGCGGGAAUGUUGGCGCAACAGCAUACCUUUGAAUCUGAACAUGGUGUGGAAGCUCUUGAUGGGCAGGGUGGACGUAGAUGAGGACUUUCUAGGGAGGUUCAUAGCCUGA